AUGUUUGGCAGGUUGAAGGGCUUCCUCAGCGGGCCGCAGGUGCCGGCGGACUCUGGGACCAAGAAGGCGACCCCUGACCCUGCCCCAGCUCCAGCUCCAGCUCCAGCUCCAGAGGAGAAGCCAGCCGAUAAGGAGGAUGGAGCCAAGAAAGUGGACAAACCGCAGGAUGCUGCUCCAUCUCCUGCCCCUGCACCGGCCCCAGACCCUGCACCUGCCCCGGCUCCUGCACCAGCACCUGCCCCGGCGGCUCCUGCCCCGGCAGCUCCUGCACCGGCUCCUGCCCCAGCGGCUCCUGCACCAGCAAACCCUGACCAAGCUGGAGCCGAGGGAGAGGAGGCGGCUCCACCUCCACCUCCGCCCAUAGUCAUCAACAGGUACUCAGACGACCAGCUCAGAGCCAUCGUCAAGCUGAUGAGAGAGAGGCAGCAGAUCUACAAGGAGAAAGUGGCCGAUCAGUACGCUUCGUCCCCCGAGAUCAGCCCUCCUGUCACACCAGUUCUACGCAGAGACGACUACACGAGGGUCAUCGAGGAGAGGCAGCGGCAGGCAGAGGAGGAGCGCAUAAAGAAGGAGGAGGCAGACAAGAAGAAGAAGGAGGAGCAGGAGAAGAAGAAGCAGGAGGACGCGCAGAAGAAGAAGGAGAAGGAGGAGGAGGACAAGAAGAAGGCAGAGGAGGAGAAGAAGAAUGAGAAGGUGGCCAUUAAGACCAGGGUAACCGAGGCCGGCUGGAUGGCGGUGGACAUGGUGCUGAAGCCCAUCGAGGACAGGAUGGACUCCGUGGUGGGCAGCACCAUCGACCCGUUCACGGACCGGCGCUACAUCACGUGGCUGAGCCUGGUGACGCUGGCCUUCAACUACAACGUGUGGUUCAUGACGGCCCGCCUGUGCUUCCCCUACCACAGCGAGAGCGCCAUCCCCUACUGGUUCGCCGUGGACCUGCUGGCGGACUUCAUCUACCUCACGGACAACAUCAUCUUCCAGCCGCGCAAGCAGUUCGUCAAAGGAGGAGACAUCAUAAAAGACAGAACAAUGACGAAGAAGCACUACAGAGACUCAGAGAGAUUCAUGGUCGACGUGAUCUCCAUCCUUCCCUUUGACUUGCUCUACACGCAGUUUGGUUUUAAAUCCAUCUUCAGAUUCAAUCGUCUCCUCAAGGGAGGAACGUUCUUUGAGUUCAGCGAUCGUCUGGAGAGCAUCAUGGCCAAGGCCUACAUCUGGAGAGUGAUCCGCACCAUCGGCUACCUGCUCUUCAUGCUCCACCUCAACGCCUGCUUCUAUUACGUGGCCUCAGACUAUCAGGGCAUCGGCAAAACUAAGUGGGUCUACUCCGGCAUCGGCAGCGCGUACCUGCGUUGUUACUACUUCGCGGUCCGCAGUCUGAUCAACAUCGGGGGUCUUAACGAGCCCCACACCGUCUUUGAGAUCGCCUUUCAGAUGACUAACUUUUUCACGGGCGUCUUUGUGUUCUCCAGUUUGAUCGGACAGAUGAGGGAUGUCAUCGGUGCAGCCACAGCGGGGCAGACCUACUUUCGUUCCUCCAUGGACAACACCGUCGCCUACAUGGUGACCAACCGCAUCCCCUCCUUGGUGCAGAACAGAAUCCGCACCUGGUACACCUACACCUGGGACGCCCAGGGCAUGCUGGAUGAGUCGGAGCUGCUGGACAAGAUGCCUCUCGUGAUGAGAACCGCCAUCGCUGUCGACAUCAACCUCGCUACCUUCCAGAAGAUCGAUCUGUUCAAGGGCUGUGACCAGCAGAUGUUGGUGGACAUGUUGCUGCGGCUCAAGUCCAUCGUCUACCUGCCCGGAGACUUUGUCGUGAAAAAAGGCGACAUCGGUAAAGAGAUGUACAUCAUUAAGAGUGGAGCGGUGCAGGUGGUGGGAGGACCCGACAACAGCAUCGUGUUCGUCACGCUGAAGGCUGGAUGUGUGUUCGGAGAAAUCAGUCUCUUGCAGUCUUCCAAAGACGGAGGCAACAGGCGGACGGCUAAUGUCAAAGCCUACGGCUUCGCUAAUCUCUUUGUCCUGGAGAAGAAAGACCUGUUUGACAUUCUGGUCCACUAUCCAGAGUCUCAGAAAGUUCUGGCCAGGAAGGGCAGAAAACUGAUGAAGGCUAAAGGCCCGGCAGCAGCCAAGGCCGAGGAGGAGAAGAAGAAAGGACUGGCGCUGUUCGGACCCAAACCGCCGACUCCCAAACUGCUGCGAGCCUUCGGAGGAAACAUCAACAGAAACAUCAUCGAUAAAAUGAAGGUAACCACACGUCACUGUUGUCCUCAAAGGAACUGUUUCUACUUGGUUAACAUUAACCUGUAA
Molecule: messenger RNA, 2313 nt
Organism: Stegastes partitus (bicolor damselfish)
Lineage: Eukaryota; Metazoa; Chordata; Actinopteri; Pomacentridae
Product: cyclic nucleotide-gated cation channel beta-3-like
Exons: 17
Coding region: 1-2313 (770 amino acids)
Biological process (GO): monoatomic cation transmembrane transport
Cellular component (GO): plasma membrane; intracellular cyclic nucleotide activated cation channel complex; photoreceptor outer segment
Molecular function (GO): intracellularly cGMP-activated cation channel activity; protein-containing complex binding; cGMP binding
Source: RefSeq, a predicted model, not a curated record